Molecule: messenger RNA, 1122 nt
Organism: Knipowitschia caucasica
Lineage: Eukaryota; Metazoa; Chordata; Actinopteri; Gobiiformes; Gobiidae
Source: the annotation of a GenBank genome assembly
AUGUUGGAUGUGGUGAGCAGGGUCCUGGAGGAGUCUGUGUUUUCACCAGCAAGACCCAGUGUCUUCACUGAUCCACACACGGCAGCAUCUCCAGCUCUUGUGCAGCAUCUACAGAUGUUGAGGAUCUUGCUGGAGGCACAGGACCAGCUGGAGAGAAAGUACAUGUGUAAGAAAGAAGAGCACAGAGCGUUGGAGAUGCAGAAAUACAUGGGGAUAAACAGGAACAUUGGGAACUUUGAUCCCGACAGGCUGGUAGAGGGAGGGAUUUUCAGAUUAGGGAUGCUUCUUGAGGAAAUAAAGGAGAUGAUAGACAAUAACGUUCGUCAACAGAUUUCACCUUUCCAGGCUCCAUCCCCUACUCCAUCCUUUAACAUCCAAUCACCAUCACCGCUCUCUCUGCAUCAGGAUCAAAGCUCAUCUGUUUCCACUGGAGCCAGUGAGAUUGGAGACACCACAGCAAUGAGGAGAGCUGAUAAAAUGACUGAACAUACCAAAAACACAGAAGUAUGCAUCUCGAGGUCGCUGCACACGUUUCAGAAUGCUUGGACUUCAUCUGUGGAAGACAAGGAGCAACAAAAUGAAGACACAGUUUUUACAAAAGGGGUUGGCGACAGUAACAUCCAUGCUUCCUACAAUGUCAUUGAUGUCAGUCCAGAAGAAUGCCCAGCCGUCACUAGCACUAGUGAAGCUUCCAAAGCCUGUGACAUUGCUCCAAAGUCACUUCUCAAAACCUCAGUGUCCCAGGGAAACAUUAUCCCAGAGACAGACAGUGGAUUUGGAAGUUCUUACCUGAAUCAUUCUGGCUCUGGUUCUAUUCGACAAAGUCUUAAUGAAAGUUUUGCUUCUCAAAAGGAGCCUGUAAGCAGCUCAGGUAGCGAGGGUUCAUGUUCGAACCUGCGGACCGCCAUCGAGCCGGUCACUAAAGCCCAAAGAUCUCCACGUAGGUCAGAACUGUCCAGUGCCUCAAAUUCAGUGCAGCAGUGGGUCGAGAGCACCACAAAAGACACUGUAUUUCCAGAGCAAGGUCACAAGCAGAACAUGUCUGAGUCAAUAUCUGCACCUACUCUGGGCAGAAUGGACACACGAGGAAGUCCAAUGCAAACCUGUUCCUGCAACAAGUGA